Molecule: messenger RNA, 4356 nt
Organism: Anopheles coluzzii
Lineage: Eukaryota; Metazoa; Arthropoda; Insecta; Diptera; Culicidae
Gene: casp
Product: FAS-associated factor 1
Exons: 12
Coding region: 814-3129 (771 amino acids)
Cellular component (GO): endoplasmic reticulum; nucleus
Molecular function (GO): ubiquitin binding
Source: RefSeq, a predicted model, not a curated record
UGCUUGCGUGCGCCUGUGUGUGAGUCAGAGCAAAAACCGUGUAACACACAUGAACGGGCAUGACGGACGAGUUCUUUAUCGUGCGAUAUUGUGACACCAACUGAAGACAGACGGAUCGCGGAAGUGAGGCUAGUGAUAGAUAGAAUCAAGCCACACACCGUCCGCAAACCCGUGCGGAAGUUGGUGAAGCUUUUCGUUUAUUAUUUUCCGUCCGUCAUCGUCCGUGUCGGGACUGUGGGCACUGUGCGUGUUUGAGUUUGUGAGUGUGUCUCUGUGUUUGUGUGUGUAUGCAUGCGUGUGCGCUCCCUUCAUCGAACUCUGCCCCAGCUCUCUACGACGUCGUCGUUGUGCCGUUUCAUCGCAGUAGCAGCAGAAGCAGCAGCAGCUCGCGCAGAGCAAUAGACACACACGGGCAGGGUGUGUGAGAGUGUGUGAGCAGCACCAUUAGCCCCCACAAACAACAACGACGACGACGACGACGAGCUGGAGGUUUACAGUGAGCGGCGCUACACAGUCCUGCGUACAGGCGACUGUGUACGGUUGACAGGAUUAUUGGCUUUUUUACCGGCCCGUAGCACCCGCAGCAGUGGCGAAGGAAGCAGAUCCCUGGCAGUAGUGGCUCCAUAGCAACGUGAAGCAGCAGCAGCAGUAGUCGUCGUCGUACAGUUUAGAAAAACGGCCGAUAAAGGCACGCGCACGCACGCAAUACGCACGACAGAAUCGACGUAGGUGGUGCCUUCUGGUGGUGGUGUUCACUCCCUCCCCCCUCUCCCCCCGCUUGGUGUGGCUCCCCCGGAGCGUAAAGUGCGUAAGAUGUCCGAAAAUCGGGACGAAAUCCUCGCCGACUUUCAGAGCAUAACGGCCAUCGACGAUGUGGCCGAAGCGAUAUUUCACCUGGAAGCAUCGAACUGGAAUUUGAUUAACGCGAUACAGCGUGUACUGCCACAGGAUCCGACGGAUCAUCACAGCACGCCAGCCGCCGCAACCGUACCGCCGGCGUACAGUGCGAGCGAGCGGGCCGCCAGCAGCAAUGGCAGCGGCGGCCCGGGUGCGGCCCACUCCUCGUCCGCACUGUUUGGCGGGGGCCGCAACAUGGGCCUGUACUCCAAUGACCUCAACUUCCUGGAGGAGCUGCCGGACGUGGAGGAGCAGAUGACGGCGCCCUCGUCGCCGGUGAAGCCGCUUAACUUCGGCAGCAGGAGGAACGUGGGCCUUGCCAGCGGUGCCGCGUUUAACAUUUCAGAUGUUGGUGCAUCCUCUUCGCGAUCCAGCAGCAAUCACGACAUCCGCGCCGGCACACUCAACUAUCUCGACACGAAACCGGUCGAGCUGCUGUUCAACGUGGCGUUUAAGAACGAGCAGCAUCAGAUCAGCAUAUCGAACCAUGCGACCGUCGGUGAUCUGAAGGCGAAAAUCUUUGACAAAACGCGCGUCCCGGUGUGCCGGCAGGCGCUGAAGGGCUGGGAACCGGGCAAGCAGCGGGAAACGGCCAACCCCAGUACGCCGCUGAAGGCGCUCAACAUUGUCGGCAAGGAGGUGAACCUGAAGCUGACCGACCUUACGUCCGACGGGUUCGUCGGGGAUGUCGAUGUCGAUGUCCAUCCGGCGACGAGCCAGCAGACGUACGUGCUGCACAUCAAUGUGCAGCCGAGCAACCAGCUGCUACACCUCAACUUUCCCGCUCAGCAGGACAUACUGUCGAUCAAGAACCACGUGUACACGGUGACGGAUAUACCGGUGCGCCACCAGGUCUGGUCGGGAUGGCCGAGCAACAUCAGCAACCAUACGACGCUGGCGGAGUCGGGCGUCGGCCAGGAGCACAAUCUGCUGCUCAAGCGGGCCGACGAGAGUAUGAACAAACCGAGCAACAACAACAACAACAACAACAACAAUAAUAACAACAACAACAGCCAUCUGUUGAACGCGCUCAGCAGUGCGGGCACCAGCGCAAACAACAGCCACAGCAGCAGCAGCAGCAGCCGUCACAUGAUGAACUUUGGCGCCGACAGCUUACAGGCCAUUCCAAUCGACUCGGAAAGCAGCGGCGAAGAGUUUGAGGAUGCGUCCGACUUCAACAACGAUGACGAUAUCUUCACCGAAACGCCGAUCAUCAAUCAGCAGAAGCGUUUAAUUCCGGACAAUGUGGAUGAUGAAACGAUCGGCAGCAUACAGUUUGUGGAGAAUUUCGCCGAGCGGUACGGUCCGCAGCAUCCGAUGUUCUUCCAGGGCAGCCUGGAGGAUGCGCUGAAGGAAGCUUGCCACCGACCGUCGGCUCGAGAUCGCAAACUGUUGGCGAUCUAUCUGCACCACGAUGGAAGCGUGCUCACGAACGUGUUCUGCGGCCAGCUGCUAGCAUGUGAAAGUAUCAUCCAGAUUUUGCUGGAGCAUUUCGUCCUGUACGGGUGGGACUUGUCGUUUGAAAGUAACAAAAAUAUGUUUUUAUCAUCAAUAUCGGCCUGCGUGGGUAUGACGGCCUCAAUAACGGUGCGCAACAUCCCGACCGAUCGGUUACCGGCCAUUCUUGUGAUAUCGAAAAAUCGUAGCCAAUGCGAAGUGUUUCAGGUGAUCUAUGGUAAUGUUGGUGUGGAUGAUUUGCUGUCCAAGCUGAUGGAAGCUUCGGACAUGUACAGCGAGCAGCUGAAGAUUGAGCUGCGCGAAGAGAACGAACGAUUCGCCCGGGAGCAGGUGAAGCUCGAGCAGGACGCGGCGUACCGCGAAAGCCUCGAGGCGGACCGGGCCAAGCAGGAAGCGAAGCGGCAGAAGGAGAUGAUGAUACAGACCGAGCGGCGCCGGCUCGAGAGCGAGCGGGCGGAAAACGAAGCCAAGCGUGAGCUGAUACGGGCGAAGGCCCGCAGCACGGUGCCGGACGAGCCGCAGCAGGGCAGCGGCGAAAGCAUCACGAAGAUCCGGGUGCGCACACCGGCCGGGGACAUGCUGGAGCGCAAGUUUACCGUCGAUACGCCGCUCGAGCUGCUGCUAAACUAUAUCACCGCCGAGGGCUAUCUGAUCGACGAGUUUAAAGUGAUCUCAAGCUGGCCUCGCAGAGACUUAACAACACUGAACCACGAAAGCACGCUGAAGGAACUUAAGCUGUACCCGCAGGAAACGUUAAUCCUCGAGGAACGAUGAUCACCGCAUCCGUGAACCGAGCUCGUCCAUCCUGCAGCCAACAACGCCGGCAGUGUCAACCAUGGAACAGUUUCGUUGAAGCAAACCUCCCCCCCCUCCCACCCCUGUACCGUUUGAUCGCGAAACGUAGAGAGUGAGAGUGUGUGUGAGAGAGAACGUAAACUCUUUGUUUUUGGGAUAGAAGGCCGCUUUUCUAAACGCUGUCGUGACGCUUUUUUCCAUCCUAACCUUUAUUUUGUUUCCCAUUUUGAUUAAUACACCUUGGUGUCCUUUUGCUGGUGUGUCCAAGAUCUAAAUUGAUAGCUGCGUUCGUGUGUUCCGUACAUAUUUGGGGGAAGGAUUUUGGCAAAGGCGGGCCCCCCCCUUAUCGGCGAACACACAACGACACAUCAUGAUGUGUGAAGUGUAAGACUAAACGUGAUGAUGCUUCUUGAAAACGCUCCACUCACGCAACAGGUUUAGAAUUGAUUACGAAAAAGCGGAUUCUGUUUUGCUAAACUCACAUGUUCGAUACUCUUUUUGUCCUUUGUACCGCUGUGCUGCAGCGAGCUAAUCCAAACAGCAGCUAUUAACGCACUGUUCCUCCAUCAGUUUUGUUCUGCUCCUUGAUUACGGUUCCUUAGUAAAACUAUGUAUAAAUAUAUCUGUGUGUGUGUGUGCGCAAACCUGUGUGAAUGUAACUCUAACUCUGCACCACCACUCCCCUUUCUCCCAACUUUGUCGAGCCCUAGCGCGCGCGCACACACACACACACACAAGUCGCACUAGGAGAGGAUGGGGCAGUGGGCAACAACAGUAGGUUCAUGUGUUUAACUCUCUUUAGAAUUCGAAUUAUUCCUUUCGGUCAAUCCGGCUCCGUACCCGUUCUCGGAUGCCCCGCGCAUCAAUUGGAUGGGUGCGAGCGCGGGAGGCUUAUUUGCAGGCUCACAUAAUAUACAUAUAAAUACGUCAGCAGUAAGAUUUGUUUACGAAUUAGUUUUUUUUUUUUGGGGGAUGCGUGUUUUGUUUCCUGCCGUGUCUUCUGUGGUGCUUGAUGAUUCUUCUCGCCAUUCAGGUUAAGAGCAAUGCGGGAAGAGUUUUGUAGCUGCAGUGCGCGAAGGAAACUUUAAUGCUAGAAAGGAAAAUAGGGAGUGAAAUGGCAACAUCAGAGGGGGGAAAAACAACCACACACGCAAGAAUGCAAAAAGGGAAAUAAUAUUGAUCUGCCAAAAAAAAAAAAGAGACGCA